Molecule: messenger RNA, 224 nt
Organism: Acanthoscelides obtectus
Lineage: Eukaryota; Metazoa; Arthropoda; Insecta; Coleoptera; Chrysomelidae
Source: the annotation of a GenBank genome assembly
CGAUUUAACACGAGUACGCAGGCUUUUCGAAAUCUAGCGACAUCAGUGGUAUAAGUGAUACCUUUAAAAUAUUUUUUUCAAAAAACAGCUAUGAAACGCUUGAACGAAAACAGCAAUAAACCAAAAGUUCAGUCAAAAAAGAGUAGAAUCGGAGAGCUCAUCGGACGAAGAAAUAGUUUACAAUGAGAGCGAUGAUGAUAUAGAAGAAGAAUUUAGAGAAGAAG